UUUCGGAGCUUUUUCCCUCGAACCCAUUCUGUCCUUUCAAAUCAAUUUAUUUUAUAAUAUCAUAAGUUCUUGUACUGUAACUUAUCUUUUAUUACCACAUAAAAAUGACACUGUUUCCAGCUGGUUGUAUUUUGAUUGCUCUGUCUCUGUUAAGCUCCACUCAUGGCAAUACUAUUGUAUCUCGAGAAUUAUGUGGAGGAUCACUGCAUGUUGAAAACUCGGUCGUGAUUGACAUUCCGUUGCUAGAAAAUUGCGAUUGGGAAAUCCAAACCGAUAACGAUCACAUACUCGUCUUUGAUCUGGUUCAUCAAGAUUUGAAUUUCGAACAAUCCAAAGAAUUUCUCGCCAUUCACGACGGACUAGGAAAAGAUUCUCCAAUGAUUAAACAAGGGAAUCAGAAGCAUCACGAGGUGGGCCUAACAGCAAUCAACAAGUUAAAUCGUUAUCUCUACAGCACUAGUUCGGUGGCCCAAGUGCGAUUUAAGAAUGCGCCGACUUCUUCUUUGAAACUCAGAAUUCAAAAGGCUGUCGAUUGCCCUUUUAGUAUCGGAGUCGAGAGCCAAUGCGGUCGAGUUGUCGAUGAAACUUCCUGUUACUGUGCGACAUUCACUAAGAGGACUCAGCCGUCACAAACUACGUUUUGCAAUAGCAGCCAAAUGAAGUUACUGGCUAUUGAAACUUAUGCGGAGGAGCAAGCCAUUUACGCUGCUUGGGGUGCAACGAUUAAUUUUUGGACUUCUGGCUCGGAUGUUUAUAACGAAGGAACUUGGAUCUGGGAGUCGACGGGUGCAAGAAUUUACCCCGGUUACGCCAACUGGGCCACUUUUGAGCCCAAUAAUAAUGAAAACAGUGAAGACUGCAUAUUCAUCGUUAACGGUUGGUACGAUUAUUCGUGCGCAUCUACCUUUGACGCUAUUUGUGAAGCGCAUCCACCCGAUAGCCCAAUUGUUUCAACUACGUUACCAUCACCUACUUUACCACCGACUACGGCGUAAUCAGCAUCCUACAUGGAUUGAUGAUAUCAAUGCAUUCUUGUAGAAAAUUCCCCGACUCUGUUUUUACUUCCUAAUAUAUCCCUGUCGUGCCUAUAAUUCACUUUGAUUUUUCUUUGGCGUGAUUUCGAUUGGUUUUUUCUUGGUUAUUUGUACUAGAUGUAUAAAUAUACGUGAGUUUGUAAUCGA
Messenger RNA from Daphnia pulex (common water flea), 1181 nucleotides. RefSeq lists its product as uncharacterized. NCBI's taxonomy places the organism in Eukaryota, Metazoa, Arthropoda, Branchiopoda, Diplostraca, Daphniidae. Bases 105 to 995 code for a protein of 296 amino acids. Gene Ontology annotation, cellular component: external side of plasma membrane. Gene Ontology annotation, molecular function: carbohydrate binding. Gene Ontology annotation, biological process: biological process involved in interspecies interaction between organisms. The transcript has 6 exons. The record is from RefSeq and is a predicted model, not a curated record.